Molecule: messenger RNA, 2597 nt
Organism: Phyllostomus hastatus (greater spear-nosed bat)
Lineage: Eukaryota; Metazoa; Chordata; Mammalia; Chiroptera; Phyllostomidae
Gene: IFT56
Product: tetratricopeptide repeat domain 26
Exons: 18
Coding region: 114-1778 (554 amino acids)
Biological process (GO): intraciliary anterograde transport; intraciliary transport involved in cilium assembly
Cellular component (GO): ciliary basal body; intraciliary transport particle B; ciliary base
Molecular function (GO): intraciliary transport particle B binding; protein binding
Source: RefSeq, a predicted model, not a curated record
CCCGACUCCCUGGAGGUUGCCGUGGAAACAGAGAGAGCUGUGGUUGAGGAGAACCUCCGAGGCCUGGCCUUUGCUGUCUAUCUGCGGAGGGGACUCACAGGACAGCAGCCAAUAUGAUGCUAUCGAGAGCCAAACCUGCUGUAGGCGGGGACCUACCGCACACUGACAAAAGAAAGAAGAAAGGCAGGAAGAUGCCAAAGCUAGAGGAGCUACUUUCACAAAGAGACUUCACUGGAGCUAUUACCCUGUUGGAGUUCAAACGUCAUGUUGGGGAACAAGAAGAGGAUACCAACCUGUGGAUUGGAUACUGUGCUUUUCACCUGGGUGACUAUAAGAGAGCUUUGGAGGAAUAUGAGAAUGCAACAAAAGAGGAAAACUGCAAUCCUGAAGUCUGGGUGAAUCUAGCCUGUACCUACUUUUUUCUUGGAAUGUAUAAACAAGCUGAAGCUGCUGGAUUUAAAGCUCCAAAAAGCCGACUUCAAAAUCGCCUCCUCUUUCAUUUGGCUCACAAGUUUAAUGAUGAGAAGAAGUUGAUGAACUUCCAUCAGAAUCUUCAGGAUAUCACGGAGGAUCAGCUCAGUUUGGCCUCAAUCCACUACAUGCGCUCUCACUAUCAAGAAGCUAUUGAUAUUUACAAGCGAAUACUGCUGGAUAACAGGGAGUACCUUGCCCUCAAUGUGUAUGUGGCUUUAUGUUACUACAAGUUGGAUUACUAUGAUGUGUCUCAAGAAGUUCUGGCUGUUUACCUUCAGCAAAUUCCUGACAGUACCAUCGCACUCAACCUUAAGGCCUGUAAUCACUUUCGCCUUUACAAUGGCAAAGCAGCUGAGACAGAACUCAAAAGCUUGAUGGACAACGCUUCUUCUUCCUUUGAAUUUGCUAAGGAACUCAUCAGGCACAAUCUGGUGGUUUUCCGAGGAGGUGAAGGGGCUUUGCAGGUUUUGCCUCCCCUGGUCGAUGUCAUUCCUGAAGCUAGGCUAAACUUAGUGAUCUACUACCUUCGCCAAGAUGAUGUACAAGAAGCGUAUAACUUAAUUAAGGAUCUGGAACCUACUACUCCUCAGGAGUAUAUCCUCAAGGGAGUGGUCAAUGCAGCCCUCGGCCAGGAAAUGGGCUCGAGGGAUCAUAUGAAAAUCGCCCAGCAGUUCUUUCAGUUGGUGGGAGGAUCAGCGAGUGAAUGUGAUACGAUCCCAGGGAGGCAGUGCAUGGCUUCCUGUUUCUUCCUGCUCAAGCAAUUCGAUGAUGUCUUGAUUUACCUCAACUCAUUUAAGAGUUACUUCUAUAAUGACGACACCUUUAACUUUAAUUAUGCGCAAGCCAAAGCCGCAACAGGCAACACCAGUGAGGGCGAAGAGGUUUUCCUUUUAAUCCAAAAUGAGAAGUUGAAAAAUGAUUACAUUUACCUCAGUUGGUUAGCUCGGUGCUACAUAAUGAAUAAGAAACCAAGACUAGCCUGGGAACUUUAUCUCAAGAUGGAAACCUCUGCUGAAUCCUUUAGCCUAUUACAGCUCAUCGCUAAUGACUGCUACAAGAUGGGCCAGUUCUACUACUCAGCCAAAGCCUUUGAUGUCCUCGAGAGGCUGGAUCCUAACCCUGAGUACUGGGAAGGCAAGAGAGGUGCCUGUGUGGGCAUUUUCCAGAUGAUCUUGGCUGGGAGAGAGCCCAAAGAGACCCUUCGAGAAGUGCUCCACCUGCUGAGAAGCACGGGCAACACCCAGGUGGAGUACAUCAUCCGCAUCAUGAAGAAGUGGGCCAAGGAAAACAGGGUGCCUGUCUGAGCGUGCUUGGACGCCGGGGGCCAGCCACGGCUUCGACCUCAGACUGGACACAGCUUCCCCGGUUCGACGUGAGAUGCAGGCCUCUAUUUGGGUGAUGUUUCCCUUCCUUGCUCUUCCAGCCACAAGCCCCGUGAGUGCUGACACCUUGCCUCUUGGUGGGACUGUGCCAUCGUCUCUGCCAUGGCCCCUGUGGGAUCCGACCAGCCACGAGACUUGGGACUUCUCUGGUGCUUUUCUUCUAAAAAGACUCAGUACUAUGGUGUCAUUUAUAGACUUUAAGGAGAACAGCAUAACUUUUUUUUAUAUUAACAUUCCAUGGCAUUUUCUCCAUGCUGCAAUAACAAAUGCCAUUAAUGCUCAAGAGGUAUCAUCAUUCCGGCAUCUUAUCGUUAGCCGUCUCUGCACAUUCCCUUUCUACCGAGGGGUCGAGCAAAGAGUUUUGUAAUGCACCUCUGAAUCUUGGGAGAACAGGAGUUAUAAAUAGCUAUAUGAUUCUAAGAAUGGCAGUAAGAGCCUUUAUCAAACUGUCGGGUCACUAAUAGAUAAUAGGCUUAGGGGUUAAUCCUUCAAUAAUUGAAUUCUUGAUGACAACAUGUUACAGUGGAGUAACAGGAAUACUGCAUUUUUUUAAAAGGUGAGAACUAUGAAAAAAAUUUGUGUGGCACAUUUAAGACUUUUUAGGAAACAAAGUAUACAAAUCUCAUUUGUCAUUUCUCCAUUAUAUUUUAGAUAACAAAACAGGUUAGGUGUUUUUCUCCAUGUACCUUGCUGAAUAAACAUCAAUUUUGAAAACAGGGCUACAAAGGCUCUGUGUAGGCA